AAAGCCAAACAAGCCCUAACUAAACUAGUUUGCACACUGCGCAGCACAGACACAGAGAGAAGAAAGAAGCAGAGGAAGAGGAAGAAGGAAUGGAGGACAUGAAGAAGAGAAAGCUGGGAGAAGCAUCGGGUGACGGAGAGACAUCAUCAGAAGAAGAGAUGCGUUCGCUGCUUGACCCUCUACCUAAGCCCCAGCUCGUCCAUCUUCUUUCUAAACUAGGCUCCCAAUAUCCCUCAAUUGCAGAAGAAAUUAGAAGUAUUGCCAGUGCAGAUCCUGUCCAUCGAAAGCUUUUUGUUCGUGGCUUGGCCUGGAAUACCACCUCAGAAACCUUGUGUGCUGCGUUUCUAAUGCAUGGAGAAAUAGAAGAAGGAGCUGUGAUCUAUGACAAAGCAACUGGAAAAUCACGUGGUUAUGGCUUCAUUACUUACAAAAAUAUGGAGUCAGCUCAUAAUGCAUUGAGAGCACCUAGUAAAAUGAUUGAUGGCCGAUUGGCUGUUUGUAAUCUUGCUUGUGAGGGCUUAAGUGGAGCAAGUACAACGCAUGAUUUAGCCCAGAGGAAGCUCUACAUUGGGGGCUUGUCACCAGAUAUCACUAGUGAGAAGCUGCUCGACUUUUUUGGGAAGUAUGGUGAUAUAGAAGAAGGUUCAGUUGCAUAUGACAAAGACACAAAUGAAUCACGUGGGUUUGGCUUUGUGACAUACAAGACAGUGGACGCUGCAAAGAGGGCUAUAGAUGAUCCAAACAAGAUGCUUGGGGGGAGGAAUAUUAUUGUGAAGCUUGCUGAUUCCCACAAGGGGAAAUUGCAACAAACACAGUUACCCACAGCAGUGGUUCCAAUGGCAUUACCUAUGGCAGCUGCAUACCAACAGCCUGGAAAUGCACACGCUGGCACUCUUCCUGUUGGCUACUCAUACCCUCAAACUGUAGCAUCAUACCCUGCUUCUUCUUUCCCUAGUCCUCCUGCACCUGCUCCAUACCAGACACAACCUCAAAUUCACUAUGCACCAGUCAACUUAAAGAAAGAACCCCUUGGACUCCCAUCAGCACCAAUGGGAUUUGGCGGGUACCCAUAUUAUAUUUCCAAACAGUAACCGUGAGUCUAUUAUUAUAGAGAUGGAGAUUAAAAAAUCUCCAUCUCUCUUCUCUCUUUGUUACUCUGAUCUUAAAAACUGCUACUACUACAGUGGUAGUUUCAUUUCUCACCUAUUCUGUUGUAUGUCAUGGUUUUGUGCACGUGGGAAACUGUUUGGUGAGAAUAGGUGUUGCCAAUUCAAAGAUUUCAUGGAAUCUAAUCUUUGGAUAUUUUGUUUUUUUGUAAUGUUAGCCAUGAAUAAUGGAUACAAGUUUAUUUACAGUGGUAGGGAUAGUUUCUCACUAGUUCUGUACAUAUAAUGUUUCGUCUUUGCUUGGAACAAAAGUAGAGAGUAAUAAUUAAGUUCUUAAUAUUGGUUUC
This is a messenger RNA of Alnus glutinosa, 1453 nucleotides long. RefSeq names its product UBP1-associated protein 2C-like. Gene Ontology annotation, molecular function: RNA binding. The record is from RefSeq and is a predicted model, not a curated record. The transcript is spliced from 6 exons. The coding region runs from base 90 to 1091 and encodes 333 amino acids. Lineage: Eukaryota; Viridiplantae; Streptophyta; Magnoliopsida; Fagales; Betulaceae.